GAGUGGAUGAAUGAGUUGAAGUGAAGGAGUGAAUGGGUGAGUAAGAAAAAGGCAAAUAUGAUUGCGAGGAAAGGAAAGAAUGAUCAUAAGAGAGAGAAAGAAGAGAGAGAGAGAGAGAGAGUGAGAGAGGAAGAAAAAUGAAAUAGAAUAGAACGUAUGACUCAGUAAUAAAGGAAGCAAAAGGAGACAUAAAGAAUACCAAGAAGAGCGAAUGUGCCAUAACAAACGGAAGAGUAAGAGCAAGAGCAGCAAGAAGAGACCCUACCCCAGAGAGCUAACGUUCCCUACUGCCGCAGGUCCGAGUGCGGGCGAGUCCUCCCGACGCCGCCCUCGUCUCCUCGCGGGACCGCCUCCUACCAGGUCUCCGCACCCACGCCCCCCCUGACCUCGGGCGUGGGCGUGGGCGGAGGCGUGGGUGUCGUCCCUCGCAUAUCUCAGUCGCUGGAAGUGAAUACGUCACGUGACCAGGGCAUGGAGGACGGCGUGCCCAGGCAGAGCUCGGUGACGGAGGGCGAGACUAUAAGAAUAGUGAUCCACGACGUCGACCUGGACCACAGGAAAGCGAGCGGCCAGGAGAAGGGGCGGCGCCGCGUCAAGAUCCAGAGGGACCUAUCCGACACCGGGCAUAGAACUCGCGGUCUGGGCAUGCGCAUAGUGGGAGGCAAAGUCGGGCCGGAUGGGCGCCUCUUCGCCUACGUGGUGUGGACUGUACGAGGCGGACCCGGGGACCUCGCUGGCGUCAUGCAGGGGGAUAAGAAUGAGAAUGGGGACUCAUAA
This is a messenger RNA of Penaeus monodon (black tiger shrimp), 777 nucleotides long. RefSeq lists its product as uncharacterized. Gene Ontology annotation, molecular function: protein binding. Bases 472 to 777 code for a protein of 101 amino acids. The record is from RefSeq and is a predicted model, not a curated record. NCBI's taxonomy places the organism in Eukaryota, Metazoa, Arthropoda, Malacostraca, Decapoda, Penaeidae. The transcript is spliced from 4 exons.